Molecule: messenger RNA, 4316 nt
Organism: Petromyzon marinus (sea lamprey)
Lineage: Eukaryota; Metazoa; Chordata; Hyperoartia; Petromyzontiformes; Petromyzontidae
Source: RefSeq, a predicted model, not a curated record
AUGGAUGCCGGCCUGGGCCAGCAGACCCAUGACGCUGCUUCCAUGAAGAUGCUGCCGUCUUUGUGCGCUCCACGCCUGAUGGCAGAGGACCUCGGAGGGACCAACUUCCGCAUGCUACGGGUGAAGAUUGCUGACGAAAGUGGCCAGCAGCAAGUGUUCAUAGAGAAUGAGAUCUACGUCAUUCACAAGGAGGUCAUGGCUGGCACCGCUGAGCAGCUGUUUGACCUGAUCGCCAAAUGUCUGUCCGACCUCCUGAAUAAACACAACAUCAAGAGCCAAAAGCUGCCCCUUGCCUUCACAUUCUCCUUUCCUUGUAGACGAAGACUCACGUCGGCGGUGCAGUUCCGCGACGAAGAGGACGUCGGGGAGGGCCUCGCGACGAACCCGGGGGCCUGGGCCCCGGAACAUCGCCCCGUGGAGCCGGCUCGGCUGGAGCGGGAGGGGACGGCGGCUGCAGGAGCUGCCGCGCCGCCGCCGGACGUGUCGCUGGCUCGGGCCGCCUACCCCGACCUGGAGGGGAUGGGCUUGGACUCCCUAGCCCUCGACAGGUUGUUGGCCCUCGCGGCUGAGCUGGGCAUCGUGUUGUCCAUCCCGGAGGAGGCCCAGAUAACUUCGCUGGCUGUGGCGCACAACAUGCAGGCUCACCUCGCCCUGCGACGCCCGGCCAUGAUGGCAGCGUGCGCGGGCGUCCCACUACCGGCGGCGCUGGACGCGGGAGUCACGGCCCAGGGCCUCCCCUUCUGCUACCGGAUCUCCGACGGCGGGGCCUUCGCGCCCACAGGUCUUGCUACCCCUCAGGCUGCGCAGUCCGUUGAAAUUGGAGUCCCCGGGGACAGCGCGGCGGAAAAGGAUCAUGUCCCCUCUGCGGUUGAUGACAUGUUGGUGGCGGACAUCAUCUCUCCAUCCACCAGCCCAUGGGGUGCCACCAUUGUGCUGGUCAAGAAACGGGAUGGGAGUCUCCGUUUCUGCGUCGACUUCUGUAAAUUGAACAAGAUCUUGGUGGCUGAUGCAUAUCCAUUGCCUCGCAUGGAUGAUUCCCUCGACGCUCUCUCGGAUUUCUCUAGGCCAUUCCUCCUCGACACCGAUGCCAGUGACACAGGCAUUGGGGCUGUUCUCGCCCAGGUGAUCGAUGGGGUUGAAAGGGUAGUGGCCUACGGCAGCCGGUAUUCCCUGUGGAUUGACCAACCCUCGGGCCAGAUGUCCUGCUGGCUCGAGGUGCUCCAGGAGUACCCCUUGGAUGUCAUCCAUAGGAAGGGGACUCGGCAUGGGAAUGCGGAUGGCCUUUCCAGGCUGCCCCCGGACGGCAGGUACCUCUUGGUGGUGGUGGAGUACCUCACGCGUUGGCCUAUGACGUGGCCUCUGGUGGACCAAUCGGCCUCGUCCAUCACUGAGGCAUUCGUUCAGGGGUAUGUUCUUGAUAAGGGGGCGCCAGAACAGCUCUUGACUGAUCAGGGUCGGAAUUUUUCUUCUCGUUUGCUCAAGGAGGUCUGUGACCUCCUUGGGACGAAGAAGGUCCGCACCUCGCCCUACCACCCCCAGUCCGACGGGAUGGUAGAGCGACUGAACGGUACGCUCACUUCUAUGCUGUGCCAUCACGUGAGCGCGUCCCAAUCGGACUGGGACCUGUUCAUCCCAGGGGUGCUGGCCGCGUACAGGUUGGCUCCUCAUGCCUCGACGGGGUUCUCCCCAUUUUAUCUCAUGUACGGGAGGGAAUCCGAGCCCCCGAUGCAUGUCCAGUUGGACCUGGGGCUUUCCAGGAAGGGCUCGCCUGUCCCUGCGCCCAUGAGGGUUGCGCUCGAUCGGCUGCGUGAGGCGCGGCAAGCGGCAAUGGAGAAUUCGGCCAGCCAGCAGGCAGCUACCGAGCGCCUGCCCAAACACCAGGCUGCUGGCCUUCCGUGGGAAAGGGCCCCUAACACACUUUGGCGUAAGCCCUUAAUAAACGUGGAAAGAGCCCCUAACCGCAACCUGCUUCGGAGUCGUGGAUUGCGCCGCAACACUUGCAAGCAGACCAAGCUGGAUGAGAGCACACUGCUGACUUGGACAAAGGGGUUCAAGACGAGUGGUGUGGAGGGUCGUGACAUUAUUCAGCUGCUGCAGGAGGCCAUCAAGUGUCGUGGGGACUUUGACAUAGACGUAGUGAUCGUGGUGAAUGAUACCGUGGGCACCAUGAUGACAUGCGGCUACGAUGACCAACGUUGUGAAGUCGGCCUCAUUGUCGACACGGGCACUAACAUGUGCUACAUGGAGGAGCUGAGUAACGUGGAGCUGGUGGAAGGCGACGAGGGCCGCAUGUGCGUCAACACGGAGUGGGGCGCCUUCGGGGACGAUGGAGCGCUCGAUGAUGUGCUCACCGAGUUUGAUCGCGAGCUCGACCACAACUCUCUCAACCCCGGCAAGCAGCUGUACGAGAAGAUGAUCAGCGGCAUGUACUUGGGUGAGAUUGUGCGCUUGGUGUUGGUGAAGCUCACGGAGGAGGGGCUGCUUUUUGGAGCAAAGGUGUCAUCUGCGCUUGGUACCAAGGGAUCAUUCGAGACGCGCUUCGUGUCUGCCAUGGAAAAGGAAAAUGUAGGGCUUGAGAAGGCAGAGAAGAUCCUCAAGGACUUGGGGCUGCAAGUUUCAGUGCAGGACUGCGAAGCCGCCUGUCUGAUCUGCUGCCUGGUGUCUACUCGUUCCGCCCACUUGUGUGCCGCCGGCUUGGCUGCCGUGGUGACACGGAUUCGACAAAACCAGGCCAAGGAUCGGCUGCAGACGACCGUGGGUGUGGCCGGCUCUGUCUACAAGCUGCACCCUCAGGAAGGGAGAGUUCCUGACGCUGGAGCUCGGGGACGGGAACUUCAUUGUGAUGCUGGUGAAGCUGCCAGGGGGUGGCCGGCGCGAGGCUUCCGUGUUCAAAAAGAUUUACUCUGUGCCCGAGAACAUACAGCGGGGCACUGCGCCAUGAUGCUGUUGAUUCUGUGCGGACAGGGUAAGCUUAUGAAAUGGACCAAGAUGUUUGGCGCAUCGGGGUGUGAGGGAACGGAUGUGGUGACAUUGCUUAAGGAGGCCAUUGCUCGGCGCAAUGAGUUUGAGGUUAAGUCGGUGACGCUCACAAACGACACGGUGGCGACCAUGAUGUCAGUGGCCUACACAAGCCCGCACUGCCAGGCAGCCCUCAUAGUCGGCACGGGUUGCAAUGUGUGCUACAUGGAGGAGCUGGAUAAAGUGGAGCUGGUGAAGGGGGAGGGAGGCAUAGGCAGCCCCGGGGAGGGGGAGGAAGGCCCCCACAUGUGUGUGAAUGUGGAGCUGGGAGCUUUUGGGGACAACGGUUCACUCGAGCACAUGAUGACAGACUUUGACAGAAACACGGACAAGUCUUCCCUCAAAUCUGGCGAGCAGAGGUUUGAGAAGAUGAUGAGCGGGAUGUACCUGGGUGAGAUUGUGCGGAACAUCCUCAUCGACCUGACCGAGCUGGGCCUCCUGUUCCGUGGGGUCGUGUCCGAGAGGCUGCGCACACCCGGUAUCUUCGAAACGCGCUUCCUGUCCUACAUUGAGAGUGACCGGCUAGAUUUGCUGGAGGUGCGCUCCAUCCUACGGCAGUUGGAGCUAGUCCCGACCUGCGACGACAAUCUGGUGGUGAAGGAGGUUUGCCAAGUGGUAUCACGCCGUGCCGCCCAGCUCUGUGGUGCCGCCAUGGCUGCUGUGGUGAACAAAAUGAGAGAGGGCCGCCGUGUGCAGUGGCUGAAGCUGACAGUGGGCGUGGAUGGCACCAUGUACAAGCUGCACCCUGGUUUUUCACGCGUGAUGCAGAAGACGGUGCACGAGCUGACGCCCCACUGCGUGCUCACAUUCCGCAUCUCGGAAGACGGUUGCGGAAAAGGGGCUGCGCUCAUCGCAGCGUCCAGGCUGAGCCAGGGCAGCCAGGCAUGAGAGUCGGCUUGGGCCAUCUGCAGUUGGAGCUGGGCCCUGGGCGGAGUGACUGCAGUGACCUUUAACCUUAAUGCCAACUUUUUUAGUCUCACACCUCGCCAAGAGCACAGUUAGAUAAGUGGUGUAGACGUUUUCUUGGUUCUUAAUAAGCACGUUUGCUCACAAUAUAUGAACCAUAUUGUUUAGUGGCAGCUGUUGUUGCUUGAAUGGGUGGGUGAUUCAGAGGGUCAGCUUGGGCUAUUGCCUCUAAAAGUCGAAAUUGGAGAAUCUCUGAAGGGUCCAAACUCAAAUUUCCUCUGAAAUCCACACGGGACGGAAUCCAGUCACAGCUUGAGUUUAUAGAGAUGUAAUCUUAGCCUUAACUCAUAAUUUCCCCCUGUCCAAAAUAAAGUCAAUUACAGAAACUUUUA